UAAAAAAUGAAAAAAAGGUACGUUUGUACGUUAAAAAAUGAUUUUUUCUUUUCUGCUUUCAUUGCUUGACUAGGUUCGAUUUGCAAGAAAAAGAAGAUACAGUGUAAGUAGAAGGUUAAGUUCCAAUCAUCCUUCUAUCAUCCAACAUGCUAUCUGUCUUUCACAGUUUACUACUUCCCUCAUUAACCCUUCUAAGUUCUUUUGCCUUGUGCCUUUAGUCUGUUGCCUCCACACAUUUCCUCUAUUACUGAGCCAACUUCGUCCGCUCUAAAGGAGACAACCUUGGCCAGUUUUUUGAGUUCAACUCCCAUAGAUCAGAACGCGAACUCUGUCAAAUUCUUAGUUUCACUUGGUUGGAACAUAGUUUCCGUCGUAAAGAGGAACUUCCUCCAUUAAAGAAAGCAGCCAAUUUGCAUAGUAUCCCUUGGUGUUUGCAUUUGUAGAUUUUCUUAGCCUUUGAAGAUAAGUUAUAGUGUCAAAAUUAGCCACCAAGGAGAUGUUGUCCCUGCAUUCUAAUUUCCCGUUUAUCUUUGUCCAAAUCUCAUUCAUUGUUCUCUUUAUCACACUAUCUCUAAGCAAUUCCACUGCUCAUUCUCCCUCACAUAUAGCCAAAGAUCAGCAAGAAGGAGAAAACCAAUAUCAGCAUGAAGCAGCUUGUGAAGAGAAAUGUGGGAAGUUUCACAUACCAUUUCCAUUCUACAUGAACCAAUCUAUAUGUAAUUCUUCGCUUUCUGAUGCUUUUCGCCUUUCGUGCAUCAACUCCACUUCACCUUUCCUCAACAUUGGUUCUCAAAGCUAUCGAAUUCUCCACUUCUUCUCCGAUGGAGUACUAGUCGAUUUCCCAAACACCACUUAUUGUCGUCAGUACAACGACCUCAGGUCGUUUGGAUUUAAUGGAAACGACUACUUUGGCAUAUCAAGAGAAAAUAUCUUAGGGUUAUACGAUUGUGAGGAUUCGUCAUUGUGCAAACCUGAUUGCGAGAAAAACAUAAUGCCUCGUUGUGACGGGUCCCUGGGUAGCUACCCUGCAUGUUGCUACCCAUUAUCUGAUCGCAGUGCUUGGAAUGCGGAUCAGAGAGAUGGUUUCUCUACUUUUUCUCAGUUUGGAUGCAGGGGAUUUUCGUCUUGGGUUGUUUUAUCUGGGAAACAAGUAAGCAAACGCGGUGUUAAGUUAGAAUGGGCUGUUCCAGGAAAUUCAACGACGACAAGUUGUGCUGCCAAUUCAGAUACCAUCAAUGCCACGAGUGUUGCUGCUGGGAUUAGAUGCGAAUGCCAAGAUGGAUAUGUUGGCGACGGUUUUGCUGUUGGAGUCGGGUGUCUAAAAUCUUGCAUCAAAGAAGGAAAGGAAGCGUAUGGCAAAGCAUGUGUUAACUCAACAAGUCAUGGCAGAAGGAAAACAGAAAUUCUAGCUGGAGUUCUCACUUCAGCACUCACCAUUACCUCCUUGGCAGCACUUUUCUGUGUUUUAAGGCGGCCUAUGAAGACGGAUAUAUUCGAUCAUCCUAGUAUGACUCGGAGUCAGGGUAAUGUCUCAUUCCAGAAACCUUGUACUGUCCGAAUGUUUACUUAUCAUGAGCUAGAACAGGCCACUACAGGUUUUCAAGAUGAGCAAAUACUUAUCGAUCAUGAUGGUGGCAAAGCUACAUUAUAUUCUGGAAUCCUUACGGAUGGAUUGAGGAUAGCUGUUCACAGGAUACAAUGUGAUAGUGAAAGAGAACUCGUCGAGGUCUUGUCUCGAGUGGAGGCAUUACAUGUUGUUUCACACAAGAAUAUUCCUCGGAUUCUUGGAUGGUCUGUUGAUUCCGGAUACACCCCGUUAGUGGUGUAUGAAUAUCCCGUUAAUGGGACCCUCGGGGAACAUCUUUUUCAAGCUAAAGACGAGACUAAAAGAGGUCUCGAUUGGCACAACAGGAUAAACAUUGUUGCUGAAACAGCGAAUGUUCUUGCAUUCCUCCAGUCUGAGGUUUGUCCCCCCAUCAUACAUCACGAACUUAAUGCCAAUUGCAUCUUUCUAGAUGAGGACUUGACCAUGGAACUUUUUGGGCUCGAGCUCCCCACGAAUGCAAACACCGAUAUUAAAAAGCAAAGCGAUGUUUACAACUUCGGGUUGGUUCUUUUGGAGAUUAUUACAGGUAGCAGCUCUGAUCAUCUUCCAUCAAAGACGGCUUUACAGAAGAUAACAAGUGGGAAGUUAGAAGAGAUAGUCGAUCCGCAUCUUUAUUAUCAUGAGCAGCCUAUUUUCCGGAGGGAACAGAUAGAGAUAGUUGCAGACCUUGCAACAAGAUGCAUAAUAUUUGGUUCCCAAAAUGGAAAAUUUCACAUGGGAGAUGUUGCAAGAGAAAUGGUUCACAUAACAAAAGAAGGAAUUGAUGGUAGAAAUAGGAGGUGUCCGUCGACGCAUAAUCUUGAAGAAACUUUUUCCAAUUCAAGCCUUCUUCAGAUGAUAUCUAUGUCUCCUGAUUCAAUACAUGUCCCUGCCAGAGGGUUCACUUAAGCCCUGCAGUUCUGAAUAUUAAGGCUCUAUCUUCCUUGCAAUGAUCAAAUUGGUCGGAAAAAGAGGAAGGCUCUCACACUCUUCGGAUUCUAUCAUGAUAAAAUACAUGCUGUAAUUAUGUACAGUAAUGACCUGCUGCUUUCAUGUCCAUUUUCUUAUGCAUAAACAAGCAAUCUAUUGUUUCAAUAAGACUUCCAAAUCACA
This is a messenger RNA of Lycium ferocissimum, 2698 nucleotides long. Its product is annotated as probably inactive receptor-like protein kinase At2g46850. The transcript is spliced from 3 exons. Lineage: Eukaryota; Viridiplantae; Streptophyta; Magnoliopsida; Solanales; Solanaceae. Bases 497 to 2494 code for a protein of 665 amino acids. Gene Ontology annotation, biological process: protein phosphorylation. Gene Ontology annotation, molecular function: polysaccharide binding; ATP binding; protein tyrosine kinase activity. The record is from RefSeq and is a predicted model, not a curated record.